UGGGACUUCUCCCUUGGAGCUUCUGUGCCGAGAAUCCGAUGUUGGGCUCGGCUACCUGGCUGAAUACAGCAGAUCAGCCCAUGAAAACUUCUAUUCCUAGCCAAAGGAAGGAGUCCAGCAAAAGGCAGCACCUACUCUUUCAGGCCUGGAAGCAAGAAAGGGGGCAAGAGUUGGAGAGUGUGGAAUCUGAGAAGACAACUGAAAGGUGACAUUUAAGUUGAAGAUGGGUGGUGGAGAAAGAUUCAACAUUCCAGUUCCCCAAUCUAGAAAUAUCACCAAGAACCAUCAACAACUUAAAAACAGGCAGAAGAAUAAAGACCAGAAUUCGCAGAUGAAGACCUAUAUGAAGAAAGAAAGAGGACAUGGAUGCAACUCAUCAUCUGGUGCAUGGCAGGCCAUGCAAAAAGGGGGAAAGAACAACGUUCAUUUCCCCAAUAAUCAAAAUUGGAGUCCUACUUUAUCAAAUCGCAACCUGUUUUUCACACCUCAAACCAAUCAGAACUAUGCUGGAGCAAAAUUUAGUGAGCCACCCUCACCAAGUGUUCUUCCUAAGCCACCAAGCCACUGGGUACCUGUUUCUUUUAAACCUUCUGAUAAAGAAAUAAUGACAUUUCAGCUUAAAACAUUACUUAAAGUCCAGGCUUGAGAUGUAACUUUUCAUAUUUUUAAAGUUAUUUAAAUUUACAGGGUUUCAAAUUUGAGAAUUGUUAUUCCUAACUCCAGAUGCACAGAUAUACAGAACUAGAUGUUCUUGCUGCAUGUAGUUAGUCACUUGGAAGAGAAGGGGGUGGAAGCUUACAUUCCCCUAAUGUUUUACCUCAAAAGUUGUGUGCUGUGUUCACUUCACUGUGAAAUAGGUAUUUUUCUCUAUAAUCUAAUCAAAUCCUGAACAGUCACCAUUUAUUGUAUUUAUUGUAAGUGUAAAUGGGACUGUCUCCCAAAAUUGGAAUUGUGACUACUUUUUGGUAUGGUAUUAGAAAACCAGCUUUUACCUAACUUAAUGCAGCAUUAACUGGAAAAAAAAUGCACUGAAAGCUUUAGUC
Fulmarus glacialis (Northern fulmar) is the source of this 1043-nucleotide messenger RNA. RefSeq names its product proline-rich nuclear receptor coactivator 2 (gene PNRC2). The record is from RefSeq and is a predicted model, not a curated record. Gene Ontology annotation, biological process: nuclear-transcribed mRNA catabolic process, nonsense-mediated decay. The transcript is spliced from 2 exons. Bases 224 to 646 code for a protein of 140 amino acids. NCBI's taxonomy places the organism in Eukaryota, Metazoa, Chordata, Aves, Procellariiformes, Procellariidae. Gene Ontology annotation, cellular component: P-body; nucleus.